This is a messenger RNA of Uncinocarpus reesii 1704, 1620 nucleotides long. RefSeq lists its product as uncharacterized. Gene Ontology annotation, molecular function: glucan endo-1,3-beta-D-glucosidase activity; 1,3-beta-glucanosyltransferase activity. The transcript is spliced from 2 exons. The record is from RefSeq and is a predicted model, not a curated record. Gene Ontology annotation, biological process: cell wall organization. NCBI's taxonomy places the organism in Eukaryota, Fungi, Ascomycota, Eurotiomycetes, Onygenales, Onygenaceae. Gene Ontology annotation, cellular component: fungal-type cell wall; cell surface; extracellular region. The coding region runs from base 1 to 1620 and encodes 539 amino acids.
AUGAAGGGCGCUGCUUUGUUGACUGCCGCGGCAGGCCUGGUUGGCUCUGCCCUGGCUGGCGGUGUUCACCAUCGCCAUGGCCAUGCCAAUCUCCACCGCCGUGGUGCUCAGACCUGUGGUUGCACAGUGAAGACGAUCACUAUGACCGGAGAGCCUACUUUGGUUCCGGAACCUGUCACGGAAAAGACAACCACAGUCCGCUCCACCAGCUACACCACUGUGACUGUCUCUGUCACUCCAUCUGAAGUCCUCCCAACUGCCGUUGUCACUGUGUACCCGACCCCCGGUACCUAUACCAUCGAGCCAACCACGAUUAUCGUAGACAAGACGACGACCGUCUGCGGUGCCACGACCACAGCCGUCUCACCAGGCGAGCACACCUACGGAGGUGUCACCACCGUUGUUGAGACAGCAACCACCAUCACCUGCCCCAUCGCGACUGUGAAGCCUGUUGGAAGCACCUUCACCAGUGUCAUCGAAAAGACUACCUUCGUCUGCCCAACUCCUGGAACUUACACCGUUGGCCCCAGCACUACCAGCGUCUCCAAGAGCACUGUCAUUGUUUACCCAACCCCGGAAACUAUCACUCCUGGAACUUACACUCAGCCUGGAGCUACUGUCACCGUCACUGAGACCGAUUAUGUCUACGUCUGCCCCAAGCCAACUGGUAUCGAGCCACCCAAGACUGACAAGCCAACCACACCUGCAAAUCCACCGGCCAACCCGCCUGCCAACAAGCCUCCCCCACCACCAUCAAAUGAUGAACCAAAACCCACCAAGAAGCCAGACCCCGCUCCUGCUCCAGCCCCCAGCAAAGGCCCUGAGCCACCACUCGGCGGAGGUGAGAAAUGGGGUAUGACUUACUCUCCAUACAACAAUGACGGCCAAUGCAAGGGUGCUAGUGAUGUCAAGAAGGAUAUCCAAACCAUCAAGGAGAAGGGUUUCAAGACCGUUCGCGUGUACUCUUCUGACUGCGAUGGUCUCCAGAACGUUGGUAAUGCCUGCAAGGAAUUCGGAUUGAGAAUGAUCAUUGGCAUCUUCAUCUCCAACACUGGUAUCCAGGGUGCUCAGAAGCAAGUCACUGAUAUCGUCCAAUGGGGUCAAUGGGGCAUGGUUGACCUCGUUGUCGUUGGUAACGAGGCCAUCUUCCAGGGUCACGCCGAUGCCGGUUCUCUUGCAAGCUUCAUUGCCUCCUGCAAGGCCACCUUCAAGAAGGCUGGAUACAACGGUCCCGUCACCACGACUGAACCACUUAACAUCUGGCAAGCCAACGCUGGCCAGCUCUGCGGUGUCAUCGAUGUCCUUGGCGCUAACAUCCAUCCAUUCUUCAAUGCUGGCGUUGCUCCCUCUGAAGCUGGCAAAUUCGCCAAGGGCCAGAUGGAUAUCCUCGAGAAACUCUGCAACAAGAAGGUCGUCAACCUGGAAACUGGCUGGCCCAAUGGCGGAGGUAACAACGGAAAGGCUGUCUCCGGUGCCUCGGAACAGGUCACUGCCAUCAAAUCAAUUGUCAAGGAGAUUGGCAGUAACUCUGUCUUCUUCUCCUUCACCAAUGACCUCUGGAAGGAACCUGGCCCACUUGGCGUUGAGCAAAACUGGGGUUGCAUUAACGUUUUCAAAUAA